GUUUUUUUCCCCCUUUUUUCCCGUUCCCUCUCGCUCUCUCGCUCGCUCUCUUCCUCUUCUAGUGGGGGCUGGCGGCGGCGGCGACUGGGCGAGCCGCGAGCGCGCCGCCCUUCGCCAGGCCUUCGUCGGCCGCUUCGCCGGCGACCACCGACGGGCAUCCACCAGGUUGCUGAAGAUGUCCGCGGGCGAAAUCCUGAGGGCGGAGUUAUCUUCCAGGACGCCGCCGUUCGGCCUGCGGCUAUGGGUUGUGAUUGGCAUCUGUAUCUGGGCGCUAAUCCUGUGCGUCCUGGGCUUCAUGUGUUUCUGGUCCGUACACCGGAGGAACAAGAAGCCUGGCAACGGCAACAAGCCCUGCUGCGAUAAGAUCCCGGUGUCCCAAAUCCCGGACGUCUCCAAAGAGAUUGCGGUGGACGAGGUGCGGGAGCAGCACCACGCCGUUGUCCACAACCUCCGUGUGCAGCAGGAAAGCCAUCACACGCUGGCCGUUCAGGAGAAGCCCCACCACGAGAAGGAUUCGGGGAAGAUGCUGGGGCACCUGGUUAGGAGCAAGUCGAGCGACGCUGAUAACCUGAGCCAGUGCAGCUCCGCGGCGUACCAGUGCGAAAGGGCUGGGAGCUCAUACUCUGGCGACGAAGGUAGCUCGGGCAAUGCGAGGAGGCAGUAUGCUCAGUAUGCGACCGUCUCCGCGUCGCCGCUGGUUGGUCUCCCGGAGUUCUCGCACCUGGGUUGGGGCCAUUGGUUUACUUUGAGGGAUUUGGAGCAUGCGACGAAUCGGUUUUCUAAGGAGAAUGUCAUUGGGGAAGGUGGGUAUGGAGUUGUUUACCGUGGUCGCCUCAUAAAUGGUACUGAUGUUGCAGUAAAGAAGCUCCUUAAUAACAUGGGUCAAGCUGAAAAGGAGUUCAGGGUUGAAGUUGAGGCAAUUGGACAUGUCAGGCAUAAGAAUCUUGUCCGCCUUCUUGGAUAUUGCGUCGAGGGAAUACACAGGAUGCUUGUGUAUGAGUACGUGAAUAAUGGAAAUUUAGAACAGUGGCUUCAUGGUGCAAUGCGUCAACAUGGUGUUCUUACUUGGGAAGCUCGGAUGAAAAUCGUUCUUGGAAUUGCUAAGGCGCUUGCUUAUUUACAUGAAGCCAUAGAACCAAAAGUUGUGCACCGUGAUAUCAAAUCUAGUAAUAUACUAAUUGAUGAAGAAUUCAAUGGCAAGCUUUCUGAUUUUGGAUUGGCCAAGCUCUUGGGUGCAGGAAAGAGCCAUAUCACAACUCGAGUUAUGGGAACUUUUGGGUAUGUCGCCCCUGAAUAUGCCAACACAGGCCUGUUAAAUGAGAGGAGCGAUGUCUACAGUUUUGGGGUGCUACUACUGGAAUCAGUAACUGGGAGGGAUCCAGUUGACUAUGGUCGGCCUGCUAAUGAGGUGCAUCUGGUUGAGUGGCUCAAAAUGAUGGUUGGCUCGAGAAGAGCUGAGGAGGUGGUGGAUCCUGACAUGGAGUUGAAACCUACCACUCGGGCUCUGAAGCGUGCCCUUCUAGUGGCACUGCGGUGUGUUGACCCAGACUCUGAGAAAAGACCCACUAUGGGACAGGUUGUUCGGAUGCUCGAGGCAGAAGAUGUCCCAUCGCGGGAGGACCGUCGGAGCCGGAGGGCCCACAGCAGUAACGCAGACAGCGAGUCUAAGGCAAGCUCAAGUGAAUUCGAGAUAAGCAGUGAUCGAAGAGAGUUGGGACCGUCCGCGAGGUUUCAGUCCUAACCCCUGAUGAGAGCACAGCAGAUCCUGAUGGCCAAGAACUCGGUUUUGGACUAGCGGUGAGCAUUGGAGGAACGCGGUGUGGGUGGGGCUGGUCGGUAGAGAUAGGAAGGACAUUGCAUUUCUGGAGGGCAUUGCAUUUUGUACUGUAGAGAUUGGAAGGUCAUUGCAUUUCUGGAGGAGGUAGGUAUUAUCCUUGGUAGUGGCCAGCUUAGAAUGCAGAGUGAGAUGGAUCCCCUGAGAGAAAAGAUUCAGACUUGCUGCGAAUCUUACUCGGUAUUCUGCUGGUGCGGCGGCAGCAGCAGCUUGUACAGACAUUUCUUUUCUGUCUUUCGUUAGGACUUGCUGGCUAGCAGAAAAUAUGGUCUCCUUCCUAAUGUGAUGAGUGUUGAGUGACUUGAACCAUCAUCUUCUUCUAAUCUUCUCACUGAUUCAAAUCGUAGCAUCUUUA
Messenger RNA from Sorghum bicolor (sorghum), 2189 nucleotides. RefSeq names its product probable receptor-like protein kinase At2g42960. Gene Ontology annotation, biological process: protein phosphorylation. The transcript is spliced from 8 exons. Lineage: Eukaryota; Viridiplantae; Streptophyta; Magnoliopsida; Poales; Poaceae. Gene Ontology annotation, molecular function: ATP binding; protein kinase activity. Bases 176 to 1741 code for a protein of 521 amino acids. The record is from RefSeq and is a predicted model, not a curated record.